Molecule: messenger RNA, 3278 nt
Organism: Ectocarpus sp. CCAP 1310/34
Lineage: Eukaryota; Phaeophyceae; Ectocarpales; Ectocarpaceae
Source: the annotation of a GenBank genome assembly
AUGCAGCGGGUGACGUACGUGACCGCAGCCGCCACCCCUAUGAAGCUGCACCACCGGCAAGCAAGCAGCCCAAGCCAGUCUUCUUUUUUGUCCUCCUCCGUGCUGAGACCAGCAGCGGGGACAUCGUGGACGAGACACGAGGCUACCCCUGGAUGGACAAUGGCUUCUGCUCAUUUCGGCGGCGGCGUCGACUUAAGCGGUGUCGGAGGUAGCGGUUGCGGCGGCAGCAGCAACAGUGGGUGGAGAAAUCGGCGGACAUUCUUCGUGGCGACCACCGCUGGAAACGAUGGCGCCGGACAGGAUGGAGAAGCAGCAGCAGCAGCAGAAACAGAGGCAGCGGCAACGGUAACAACAGGGGGAGCAGGGCCGGGAAGGGCGGAGGCGACUAGCGUUGUUGGGGAGAGGAGCGACAAAAUCAGUACCCGCGGCGCCGGAGGCGAGGAGCACCAGGAGGCGAAACCGCCUAAAAAGCCGAGAAAGCGGCGUCAGGCAGCACAAACCAAGUACCCUUUCGGGAAACCCCUGAGCGUGUUGGCCUCGGCUUCGACCGGCUUCGGCGCUGGCAGUGACGCCUUCUUUGACAUCGAGGACGAGCUUCCCGACCUUAGCGUGGUCGAAGUGGCCGGGCAUGGACACGAACGGGCAGCGAUGGGCACCAAGGAGCUGAGGGAGAGGAUGGCGGCGUGCCCCGAGGUCGUCGUCGCCCUAUCGAGGGGGCUAGCGGAGGGUCGAGCGCGUUUGGUGGCGGACAACCUGUGCGCGUACGCGAGCACCAAGCGGACCGCCGAGAGCACCUUGGCGCAGCUGGAGAGGUUGCUGGGCCGGCGGCCCGACCAGGUGGAAUGGGCGAUGCCCCUCAUCAGGGCGCACCUCACGGAUGAGUCAAGGCCAUCCUGGGAGACACAUAGAGAGCAACUUUCCUGGGUCCGGGAAAUGAACAUCAAAGAAGUCGGCCUUGAGGACAUGGCGGAGAGCAUGCUACGAGCCUACGCACGCCACCAGUGGGAUCCGGAUAUGACGAGGGAGAAGCUUCGAAACGAACAUCCAGAGCGUUGGCGGGAGGCCAUGACACUUUCGGAGAAACUGGCGGAUCGGCUCCCUGUUUGCAGAUACCAGCUCGUCUGGAGGACGCUCUGCAAGUUUCUGGAAGCGGAGAAGACGCGUAGACGCCACCGGGUGCUGGGAGAGCUAGCCACGGUGCUGAGGACCUGGACUCACCUCGUGCUGCCGGCAAUAGCCAACUUCUGGAGGGUGGACCUCUACCAGUCCAGCAAGGGCAUGGAGGAGAGGGUGGACGCGGCCAAGGACGCUUUCCUUGAGGACCAGCUGCUGCUGGCGAGAUGGCUGAUGCUGGCUCGCAGGAAAGCCCUCCCGGAGGACGACGAGGAGUUCAAGGGUCCCUGGUCCAUCGAAGAGGCUCAAGAGAUGCAAGAGGCGCGCACCCGGGAGCAGGAGCGUGAGGGCAAGGAGGAGGACGGCGACGAAGAGGACUACGUGUACCCGGAUUUUGAUGAUGAAGGCGACGAAGACCUCAUCCGAGGGUACUCGAUGGACGAUGCCGGCUGGUCGGUGGAAGAGAGCCGCGACAGCGAACACCGGCAGAAGCUCAACACCGCGGCGAUCAAGGUUAUCUCCCGGGCGCUACCCCCGCAGGUACCGAAAUCCAAGUCGCCGGCCCCCAUCGGGCUGUACGAGCUGUCGGUCGUGGAGAGGCCCCCUGAGCUGGACGUGCCCCCCCCGCCCGAUAUCUUCGGGGGGGACACGCCGGCCGGAAUCGGAAAGGCGGGCGCGGGGGAGGUGCCGGCGUUGUCGGGCGCCGCAGACAGGACUUGGAGGGGGAAGAGGAGGCUCAGCGAGGAAAGCGCAUGGCCGGAGGAAGGGCAGGAGGAGGGUGACGGCGAAGGCAAGCCGUGGGGGGAGGGCGCGGGAGAGGAAAAGCUACCGCGGGCGAGGGAAAAGGACUACCAGGAGGUGGAAGACGUGCUCCUCAAGGGCAUGAGGGUCAGGCGCCCCCCGGAUGACAUGGAGGAAGAGCAAGCGACAAGAGAGAGGAAGGAGCAGCUCCUGCGGAGAGCCGCUCUCGUGGCCGAGCUUCACCCUGACACCGCCCGCCAGAUUGAGCUACAGAUGGAGGAAGAAGGGAGCAGGACGGUGUUCGUGAGACGCCUUCCGUACGGGCUGAGCGCCUACACCGUCAGGGACGCGUUUUCCAGAUGCGGAGAUGUGCACCAGGUGAUCAUCAAGGAGCCCAUUUUCAGGGAGGGAGAGGACCCCGUUUCCAGGCCCAACGCGGGCCGCAAGCGAGCCUUCCGUCCCUCUGGCCAGAGCGAACUUGCUUUUAGCACGGCGCACGGCCUGGUGGUAUUCAGCGACCACGAGGGGUUCGACAGAGCCACGGGGGAAUCCUUCCGCAUCUUCGGGGUGCACAUCAAGGGGGCGGCUGUCGCUACCAGCCCCGCCCACCAAUGCCGCACUCUAUUCGUGGAGAACCUGGAGAUGAGGACGGGGCUUGAGAUGGUGGAGGCCAUCAACGAGGUCCUCCAGCCCCGCUACAAGGUUGGCCUGGCAUCGCAGUCCCUCGAAAACAACGUCCCGCAGGUGGUAGCGAUACCUCUCCGGAAAUACGUGGCUGUGAGAGCGGUAGACAAGAUUCUCACCGACGCCGGGUUCAUCACGGCCUACCACUACAUCAAACCACAGGUCCGCCAAUCACAUCCCAGCGAGGACAAGCUGCUCGACACCGGCAUGCCAGAGCAGCACAUCCCCGACGAGGUGGCGGCGCUUUCCGAAGAUGGCUUGAUGACGGGGGCGUCGGGCGAGCUCGGAAAGGGUGGCAUUUCUCUUGAAGACGUGCUCCCGGCGCAUCAUAGAUAGGCAGGCUAGGGUAUCGCAGCGUACAUUUUAUUGUGAUGAGCAAGACGAAAUUUUACCGACAACGGGGCGAAGUACGCAGAUGGCCAGCGAAAGACCUCGCUUGAGGCUAUUGUAACUCCCUCCUUUGCCGGCUUCUUGGCUGAGCUCCUGCCCUUGGGCAUGGGAACGUGUUAAUCGGGAUCGAACCACCCGAGGCAUGUAUCGAUCGUUCCGAGAAAGGGUGUGACGUUGUGGGGGGAGGGGUUCUCUCCCGCACAUGGCAUUGGCCUCGAGUUGCUUGAGUGAUAAUUUUCUUUCUUGACCUUUCGUACGACGGUGGCCGGUGGUAUGCCGAGUUCUGUGCACUCGAAUCCCAGCCUCCGCUGCCCACCGUCGUGCGAGAAAAUCGACAAGAACUUCGACCC